AUGCUGAAAUGCGUUGAAGGGUGGACAUAUCACUACUCUUCUGAUAAAAUGAAUUGGCAAGAUCCAAGGAAAUGGUGCCAAGACCACUACACUGAUAUGGUUGCAAUCCAGAACCAGGCAGAAAAUGUCUAUCUCGAUGAGGUGAUUCCAUUUGUCAGUGGAUACUACUGGAUUGGGAUUCGGAAAAUAAAUGAAACCUGGACCUGGGUGGGAACCAACCAAAUACUCAGUGAAGAAGCAGAGAACUGGGCUUUAAAUGAACCCAAUAAUGGUAAAACCGCUGAGGAUUGUGUAGAGAUUUAUAUACAAAGAGAAAAGGAGUCUGGAAAAUGGAAUGAUGAACCUUGUAAAAAACAAAAAAUUGCAUUGUGCUAUACAGCUGCUUGCCAUGCAUCUUCAUGCAAUGGCCAUGGUGCAUGUAUAGAAACGAUUAAUAAUUACACUUGCAAGUGUCAUGAAGGAUUCUAUGGACCCAAAUGUGAAAACGUUGUGGACUGUGCAGCUAUGGAGAAACCUCAAAAAGGGUUUAUGGAUUGCUCUCAUCCUUUUGGAAUUUUUUCUUAUAACUCUGCCUGUGACUUCAGCUGUGAAGCAGGAUACAAAUUAAAUGGCUCAGACAGAGUCCAGUGCACAGCUUCCAAAGAGUGGACAUCGCAGUCUCCUGUAUGUGAAGCUCUUGGGUGCAACACUCCAGCCCCUCAGAAUGGUGAUAUGGUUUGCUCUCAUCCGAUUGGCAAGUUCAGCUUUAAAAGCACCUGUGAGUUUAACUGUGAGGAAGGAUACACACUCGCUGGAUCUAGCAAACUUGCCUGUACUUCAUCAGGGAAAUGGGAUGAAGGUCAACCACAAUGUGAAGGUAUAUACUGUAAGAUUAACCCUAAUGCUACAAAAACAAUUCUGAAAACAAAGUGGAAGCAGCAGAACGGCAGCAUGAACUGCUCUGACUUCAGGUACAACUCCAGCUGCCAGUUCAGCUGUGCGGAGGGGUUUGAUUUGAAGGGAGCCGAGAGUCUGACCUGUAGAGCAUCUGGGCAGUGGACAGGAGAGCCUCCACAAUGUGAAGCUGUUAAAUGUGAAAGCCCAAAGACAGUUGCCCACGGGGUUUUGAACUGCACCCAUCCCAUUGAGAGUCUCGUCUACAACUCCACCUGUCUGCUGAGCUGCGAGGAGGGGUUUGUGUUAAAGACCUCAGGAAGUCUUCGGUGUACAGCUUCUGGGAAGUGGAGUGUAAAAACACCAACCUGUAAAGAUCCCAACACCUUGAAACAUUACAGAAACAUCGGCCUGGCUGCUGCAUCAGCUUGUCUGUUAUCUGGGCUGAUUUUCAUAAUAUGGCUUAUAAAGCGACUUUGGAAAACUAAUAAAUUGGAUUUAGAAAGUCACUCAGCCAAGCAGCACCACAGUAGCCAUCUUUCAGGCAGUCGGCCUCUCAGACUAAUAGCAUCCUAUCAGGGUGCCAUCACAGGUGCUGAAGAUAGAUUGCAGUUUUUGUACCGUGCAAAUUAUCCAAGUGGGAAAUUAAACUGCCAUAUAAUACAAGCUUUUUCUUUGGUUGCCAUCAGUUAUGUUUUAUUUGGAAAUGGGGGCGUGAAUGCUUGGACAUAUCAUUAUAACAUUACUCCAAACAUGAACUGGGACACAGCUCGACAGUGGUGCAGGGACCACUAUACUGAUAUGGUUGCAAUUCAGAAUCAAAAAGAGAUAAAGUACCUGAAUGAUGUCUUACCAAUUAACCCUACCUACUAUUGGAUCGGUAUCAGGAAGAUCAAUGACAAAUGGACGUGGGUUGGAACUAACACAACCUUAACGAAAGAAGCUGAAAACUGGGCCCCUGGUGAGCCAAACAAUAAAGGAAGAGCUCAGGACUGCGUGGAGAUAUACAUAAAGCGUUCUUCCCAUGCUUCAAAAUGGAACGACGAAAGGUGUACAAGACAAAAGGGAGCCCUGUGCUUUAAAGCCUCCUGCACAGCCUCCUCCUGCACUUCCUGGGGGGAAUGUAUAGAAACAAUUGGAAACUACACAUGCGAUUGCUACCCAGGAUUCAAGGGGCCACGUUGUGAAUAUGCUUUGGAAUGUGAAAAUCUCCACCAUCCACACCAUGGCACCAUGAACUGUAGCCACAUGUUUGGACCAUUUCAAUUCAACUCAACUUGUGAUUUUGGCUGUGACCAAGGCUUUGUGAUGGCUGGAUCAGGGGUGCUGCAGUGUCAAGCUUCAGGACAGUGGACAACAGAUUCACCAACAUGCCAAGCUGUAAAAUGUGAAACGCUAAGUAUCCCCAGUCAUGGUUCAAUGGACUGUGCACAUCCAAUUGAGAAGUUCAGUUAUAACUCAGGGUGCUGGUUUGGCUGUGAAGAAGGCUUUCUUCUCAAUGGAACAAACUCCACACAGUGCACUUCACAGGGGCGAUGGUCUGCACAGACUCCAGCCUGUCAAGCUGUAAAAUGCGAGUCAUUAAAGACUCCAGUCCGAGGAGUGAUGAACUGCUCACAUCCAUUUGGAGACUACAGAUUCAACUCAAGCUGUGAGAUAAGCUGUGAAGAAGGGUUCAUAAUGAGGGGUUCAGACAGACUGCAGUGCAAUGCCUCUGGACUGUGGACAGAACCCCUGCCUACAUGCCAAGCUGUAAAAUGUGAAGUGCUAAAUAUCCCCAGUCAUGGUUCAAUGGACUGUGCGCAUCCAAUUGAGAAGUUCAGUUAUAACUCAGGGUGCUGGUUUGGCUGUGAAGAAGGCUUUCUUCUCCAUGGAACAAACUCCACACAGUGCACUUCACAGGGGCGAUGGUCUGCACAGACUCCAGCCUGUCAAGCUCUAAAAUGUGAGAUGCUGAUGGCUCCAAUCCGAGGAGUGAUGAACUGCUCACAUCCAUUUGGAGACUACAGAUUCAGCUCAAGCUGUGAGAUAGGCUGUGAAGAAGGGUUCAUAAUGAGGGGCUCAGACAGACUGCAGUGCAAUGCCUCUGGACUGUGGACAGAACCCCUGCCCACAUGCCAAGCUGUAAAAUGUGAAGUGCUAAAUAUCCCCAGUCAUGGUUCAAUGAACUGUGCACAUCCAAAUGAGAAGUUCAGUUAUAACUCAGGGUGCUGGUUUGGCUGUGAAGAAGGCUUUCUUCUCAAUGGAACAAACUCCACACAGUGCACUUCACAGGGGCGAUGGUCUGCACAGACUCCAGCCUGUCAAGCUUUAAAAUGUGAGAUGCUGAUGGCUCCAAUCCGAGGAGUGAUGAACUGCUCACAUCCAUUUGGAGACUACAGAUUCAGCUCAAGCUGUGAGAUAGGCUGUGAAGAAGGGUUCAUAAUGAGGGGCUCAGACAGACUGCAGUGCAAUGCCUCUGGACUGUGGACAGAACCCCUGCCCACAUGCCAAGCUGUAAAAUGUGAAGUGCUAAAUAUCCCCAGUCAUAGUUCAAUGGACUGUGCACAUCCAAUUGAGAAGUUCAGUUAUAACUCAAGGUGCUGGUUUGGCUGUGAAGAAGGCUUUCUUCUCAAUGGAACAAACUCCACACAGUGCACUUCACAGGGGCGAUGGUCUGCACAGACUCCAGCCUGCCAAGCUCUAAAAUGCGAGUCAUUAAAGACUCCAGUCCGAGGAGUGAUGAACUGCUCACAUCCAUUUGGAGACUACAGAUUCAACUCAAGCUGUGAGAUAAGCUGUGAAGAAGGGUUCAUAAUGAGGGGCUCAGACAGACUGCAGUGCAAUGCCUCUGGACUGUGGACAGAACCCCUGCCCACAUGCCAAGCUGUAAAAUGUGAAGUGCUAAAUAUCCCCAGUCAUGGUUCAAUGGACUGUGCACAUCCAAUUGAGAAGUUCAGUUAUAACUCAGGGUGCUGGUUUGGCUGUGAAGAAGGCUUUCUUCUCAAAGGAACAAACUCCACACAGUGCACUUCACAGGGGCGAUGGUCUGCACAGACUCCAGCCUGUCAAGCUCUAAAAUGUGAGAUGCUGAUGGCUCCAAUCCGAGGAGUGAUGAACUGCUCACAUCCAUUUGGAGACUACAGAUUCAACUCAAGCUGUGAGAUAGGCUGUGAAGAAGGGUUCAUAAUGAGGGGCUCAGACAGACUGCAGUGCAAUGCCUCUGGACUGUGGUCAAAACCCCUGCCCACAUGCCAAGUUGUAGAAUGCCCUGCAUUGCCUAGAUCAUCAGCAGUGGAAAUGAACUGCUCCCAUCCAAUUGGACAGUUUAGUUUCCUUUCCAGCUGUUACUUUAGCUGUGCAGAAGGGUCUAAGCUUAAUGGAACAAACAGGCUUCACUGCACCUCUGAUGGGCAAUGGACUGGAGCCAUUCCUUCUUGUGCAGCACUGGGAAUGUCUACUGGAAUGGCACUGUUACUGUACACUGGUGUGGGCUCGGGAGCUGCUGUUUUGCUGCUUCUUCUUGGUGGAAUCGUGUUUCUGAUUGUUAAACGUCUCGCCAGGGAAAGUGACAAACAAAAACUUUGUCCUGAAGGGAAUGGUGUUGUUUUGGAAGAAUGUGCAAAUCCUGCAUAUGGCGGAAUCUAAAACCCCAUAGCGGCACUGUGAAUGUUUUUGGCAGACAGAAGACAAUUUGACUCCAUUUUGGCUCAGUUAAAUUUAUUCUCUGCUUUGUGACAGAGAAAGCUGGAGUGGUUUUAAAAUAUUGCACUCUGUAUUUUUUACAGGAGCAUUUGUCAUUCAUCUGGACUAGAUAGGUGCUAUUUCAGGUCCCCUGUCUAGCUCUUGCUUAGUUAAACCAAAGAAGUCACCCACAGUGAUUCCAAAACACACUGAACCUUUGUAAUAAUACAUUUCUAAAACAAAUUAUAAUGUACAACGGUUAUUUCUUGAUAAUGAAAUUUUCUACCUUCCGAUACUUGAUCAUUUGUCCAGUUCUUUUUACUUAUGUUACAGUAAGUUAUCUUUUUUUAAGCCAAGAUUUUAUUUCUUUUUUUAUCCAGGAAACACAUUGAAUUAGAGGUAGGAAGCUGCAUUUAGACAGGUUAUGCAGCAGCAGGGUGCCUUUCCCAGUGGGUGCUAUUGUUGAGCAAGUAUUUACAAGAAGUAAAAUUGAAGAAUAAGGUACAGGUGCCCCAAAAAAUGAGCUUCACAAUAUAUGCACUCUGCUUUUCUAACCAAAAAGUCUAGGAAUAAAGGCAUAUUCAUACUGUGAUGUCAAAAUUAAUUCUGGUCUGUAUGUUUUAUGUUGCCAUCAUUUACCGUGAACAUUUGAACAUGUGAUUUUAUUUAAGUGAAUCCUUUUAUUUUAUUGCUUUAAUGGCUUAUUCUGUAUUCAUACCAACCAACAC
This is a messenger RNA of Polyodon spathula (Mississippi paddlefish), 5264 nucleotides long. RefSeq names its product P-selectin-like. The record is from RefSeq and is a predicted model, not a curated record. Gene Ontology annotation, molecular function: calcium ion binding; sialic acid binding; oligosaccharide binding. Gene Ontology annotation, cellular component: membrane; external side of plasma membrane. Gene Ontology annotation, biological process: heterophilic cell-cell adhesion; leukocyte tethering or rolling; response to cytokine. NCBI's taxonomy places the organism in Eukaryota, Metazoa, Chordata, Actinopteri, Acipenseriformes, Polyodontidae.